AAGAAGGGGACAGGUGUGAAGAGAUAGAGAGACAGAGAGACAGAGAUAGAGAGAGAAAGUGCUCGAUAGUGAUCUGUGCAGCUUCUACUCUACUACUACUACUCUACCACCAGCAGGACCAUGGAGACAGGCAGCCCCAGGAAGAUCCAGUUCACCAUGCCUCUCCUGGACUCACACCUGGACCCGGAGGCUGCUGAACAGAUCAGAAGACGUCGGCCCACCCCUGCUACUCUGGUAGCUUCCAGUGACCAGUCUUCUCCAGAGUUGCAGUUCAUGGUAGAACACCACCUGUACAAGCAGCAGCACGGUGGAGAUGAUGAGUGUUCCUCAGAGAGCUGUCUGUCAGACAGACCCAGCCCGGACACUCUGCCCACCGGAGAGGAGCUGGAGCUACCAGAGGACGAGGAGGCCUGGGGAACCGGCGACAAUGUCACUGCGGAGGCCUUCGAGAAGCUGCGCUGCCAGAUGGAGGGUAGGGUAAGGGAUGGAGGGUAA
This is a messenger RNA of Salvelinus namaycush (lake trout), 495 nucleotides long. Its product is annotated as protein phosphatase 1 regulatory subunit 1A-like. Bases 121 to 495 code for a protein of 124 amino acids. NCBI's taxonomy places the organism in Eukaryota, Metazoa, Chordata, Actinopteri, Salmoniformes, Salmonidae. Gene Ontology annotation, cellular component: cytoplasm. The transcript is spliced from 4 exons. The record is from RefSeq and is a predicted model, not a curated record. Gene Ontology annotation, biological process: intracellular signal transduction. Gene Ontology annotation, molecular function: protein phosphatase inhibitor activity.